AUGGGAAGGAAUUGGCCAGGCCGGGCCCUCUGUCAGUGGCCGCUGCUGUCUGCUUCUGAGGUGAAGCGAGCUGUGCGGCCUGCCGCCGAGGCCGGCAGGGGUUGACGACGCGGCCGGGCAGUGCCCGCUUCUCGCAGCUGUGACUUUCUUUGAACAACUGAUGAUUUAUAUCCUUGUGCCAAGUUUCUACAAAUAAAAGAUGGGAGGAUUAUUUUCUCGAUGGAGGGGAGAGCAAAACCUUCAACUGUAGAAGUUCUAGAAAGUAUAGAUAAGGAAAUUCAAGCAUUGGAAGAAUUUAGGGAAAAAAAUCAGAGAUUACAAAAAUUAUGGGUUGGAAGAUUAAUUCUCUACUCUUCAGUUCUAUAUCUGUUUACAUGCUUAAUUGUGUACUUGUGGUAUCUACCUGAUGAAUUUACAGCAAGACUUGCCAUGACACUUCCAUUUUUUGCUUUUCCAUUGAUCAUCUGGAGCAUAAGAACAGUGCUUAUUUUCUUCUUUUCCAAGAGAACAGAAAGAAAUAGACUUCUUGAAGAAGUCAUGGAAAAGGAAACUUAUAAAACAGCUAAAUUAAUUCUUGAAAGGUUUGAUCCAGACUCCAAGAAAGCAAAGGAUUUUGAGCCACCAUCUGCUGGAGCAGCUGUAACUGCAAGACCUGGACAAGAGAUUCGUCAGCGAACUGCAGCUCAAAGAAACCUUUCUCCAACACCUGCAACUCCUAAUCAGGGACCUCCUCCUCCACAAGUUCCAGUGUCUCCUGGACCACCAAAGGAUGCCUCAGCUCCUGGUGGACCACCGGAAAGAACUGUUACUUCCUCCCUACCAUCAAAUGCUUUAUCAAGACGUCUUGGAUCCCCUGCUACUUCAGUGCCUGGAAUGGGUCUUCAUCCUCCAGGUCCACCCUUAGCAAGACCCAUUCUUCCCCGAGAACGAGGUGCUCUGGACAGAAUUGUUGAAUAUCUAGUUGGUGAUGGUCCACAGAACAGGUAUGCCCUUAUUUGUCAGCAGUGCUUUUCUCAUAAUGGUAUGGCUUUGAAGGAAGAAUUUGAAUACAUUGCCUUUCGAUGUGCCUACUGUUUUUUCUUGAAUCCUGCAAGAAAAACUAGACCCCAGGCUCCAAGACUUCCAGAGUUUAAUUUUGAGAAGAGGCAGGUAGUUGAAGGAUCAAGUUUAGUUGAUGACUUGACGUCAGAAAGUAUGCUUUCAUCAGAGAAUCGAUUUAGUGAAGAAUCUUUAGAAGAACAAGAUGUCCUUGAUAACAGCACAGAACAGACAGAUGACAAAAUACCAGCUACAGAGCCGACAAACCAAAUGACAGAAAAGGCAUCUGGCUCAGAGGAACAAGAGGAGAAAGUAGAAGAAACAGAGAAUGAGGAAAACUCAACAAAUGAAGCCAAAUCAACCAUUUUCAGAGCUGAUUCUAUUACUAAUCUUGAACUAAGUGGAGAAUCUUUGAUGACAAAGUAGUAAAUGUUUCCAUGUGCCUUCAACUGGAUAUUAGUAGCCUUGUUGAUGUCAGUUAUUGCUUUUUUUGAUGGUACUUAAAAAUAUUUUUUGCCCCUACAUGUAUAUUCUUGAUAACCAUUUAAAUUCAGAUUGCCUAGAAAUUUCAGUAUAUCACUAAACUAGAGGAUAUUGAAGUUAAAAGCAAGCAAUACCAGUGAAAUGAGAUACUUUUGAAUGUACAAUGAUUCACAGAUUUAGAUAGCUUUUAGAUAUUUUGUCUAUCCUAACAAAAAUGGAUAGCACUUUUGUUUUCUAUAUGUAUCACUUGUAAAUAAUCCUUAUUUUGACAUAGGAAUACUUUUGGUUAGGAAUAAUUCUCUAGUUGUGUUUGUUUUAAGGAAAUGAAACACAAUUAAGAUUUUUGAAUAUUUCAUCAUUAUAACCUAGUAGAAUUUUAACUCGAGAUAUUUGCCAGUGUGGUGGAAAUAUCUGUUUAGGUGUUUACAUUGAUAUUAAAGUUAUAAUUGUAACUAUAUAGGCAUUGGUACGAAUUCUCAGUAAGAAUGUAAUUGAAUAGUCAAGUGCAGUGUUUCUAUUGAUGUCUUUUAUUUUGCAGCUGGGCCAAAGGCAUAUGUUGUAUAUAAUUAGUUUAUGUUUACAUAUUAACAUAUAGGAAAUAUACCUGCACUUGACUGUACUUGAAUUCUUAGUAUUAUUUAUACUUGUAAAAUAAUGAUGAUGACAUAUAAGUGAAUUUUGUGCUCUUGUGUGUGUUUUGUUAAGGAAAAUAAAUAUGACCUGGCAGCAAUUCCUUUCUGUUAAA
Molecule: messenger RNA, 2266 nt
Organism: Dipodomys ordii (Ord's kangaroo rat)
Lineage: Eukaryota; Metazoa; Chordata; Mammalia; Rodentia; Heteromyidae
Gene: Lnpk
Product: KIAA1715 ortholog
Exons: 14
Biological process (GO): endoplasmic reticulum tubular network organization
Cellular component (GO): endoplasmic reticulum tubular network
Source: RefSeq, a predicted model, not a curated record